Molecule: messenger RNA, 1788 nt
Organism: Adineta ricciae
Lineage: Eukaryota; Metazoa; Rotifera; Eurotatoria; Adinetida; Adinetidae
Source: the annotation of a GenBank genome assembly
AUGGAAUUAGAGACGAAACAACGGAAAAAUCAUCUUCUAAUUCGAAGAACCGAAUCAAACUAUUUAGACGGUAGUCCUGAUUGUUUAACAGAAGCUUUUAUCACUAUUUAUAAUAAUUCCAUAUGGUGUUUACAAUCGAUCUAUGAAGUUUUACUUCGAUCUUUUUGGCAAGUGUUCCUUCUAGCGAAGGGAGAAAUCUGCUACGAUUCAAUAGAUAAAAUGGGAACAAUCCCGAUAAAUGUUAUCCCAAUGAACAAUUCAGCAGGAGAAAAUGCUCCUUAUCAUCGAUUGCCUCGCAGCCAUUCUCAGUAUUCACGUUAUAGUAAGAAAUCGAAUCUACUUUGCAAUCAAACUCGUGUAACAAUUCGUCCAAUAUCAAAUGUAAAUUUAAAUCGAACACCAUCGAAUCCAAAAUUUACACAGAAAGAGAAAAAACCAUCGAAGACUUUCGGAACAAUCAAUUCACAUAUUACUGUUGCACCUCUUCCUUCUUCCCAUUGUCAAACUCUAAUAUCGAAUGAUAGUCACCCGUACCAUCCAAUUGAUUUAUCACAAUUAGAGAAAAUUGGUUCACGUGAACAACUAGCCGAUGAACUAUGCCAUCGAUCAUGUCAACCGUUAAUGUUUACGAAUCGAGGAAUGUGUUGUGGACAUUGCCGCUCGAUUCAUCUCCCAAAUGUAGCAUUUCCGCUACAAGAGAAAGUAUCGAGAGAAAAAACACCGAAACUCAGCGAUGCGAGUGACACACAAUCGACUCCUUACUCAGGUUUGUCUGUGUCACCUAGUCUUCGAUCUCCGCAGACACAAUCACGAGAAGAGAAUGAAACGUACGAGCAAAAUCAAUCGAUUUUCUCGUUUCCUGAUCAUGAUACACCACUUUCUCAGCAAUCCCAAGAUAUAAUUAAUGACGAUAGCCAAUUGAGAUUGGAUGCGGAAGUAUUUGUCAAUGAUUCCAUACACAAUGCACAAGAAAAGUAUCGAAAAAGUUUACAAAACUCGUCUAAAAGUGAUUACAAAGAUGAUACUAAACAAACGGUAAAGCUUCGCUCUAAAUCCGUCGUUAUUUCUGAUGAACUGCCAAACGAGAAGUCAACUGAGACGAAUAAUUUAUAUCAGCGACUUUGCAGUAAACUCAAUUUAUCGAAUGUCAAUCAGAUAUCUGAAAUUGUUGAUUUACUUGCUUGGAAAGCUCCGCAUAUUCUCAAAGAACAACCUGCAAAUACCAGUCAAGGUCUUUUUCAAAACCCACUCAAACAUUUCAAAACCUGUCUGUACUCUUUUAUAGAAAAAGAAAGUCAUUUAUGCGGUCAAUUACUUCUCCAUCCGCCUUUUAAUCCAAAGCGAUUGAUACAUCUCUGUCCAGAUGGAAGUAUUCAAGUUCUUUCCGCCAUUGACGACCAGAAGUCUUAUGAUCACCAUCAACAGUAUCAUCUGAAUUAUUCCAACUCAGCAACAAAUGAAUCACCACUUGCUCUAGAAUAUGAAACAAUCGCGGUGGAUUCACCGACAGAUUUGAAUCAUAGAAUCAUUGCUGAGUCGACAUCUCUUCAGGAGAUACAAGCUCUUGUCAAAUAUGAUAAUCUACUAGAAGAUUCGUCAAUUGAAAUCGAUUUCGAAGAGAAUGAUCCUAUAAUCAAAGUCGAUCUUGAAUUAGAGGAUGAGAUAACCGAAGUGCAUAGUGAAAAUUCUUUUCCGGAGAUCUUCUUCAAACGUAUCAUCACACCGGAACGUAACCAGGUCAUGCGUCAUAUAACAGAUCGUUCAUCAUAUUCAACGAUAAGCUCAUGA